AUGGCGCCUUCCCAGUUAAAACGACUAAAGGCCUCGCUACGUGAGAAAGGUAUCAUCGCCCAGCAACAGUCGAAGAAGCAGAAGAAGCAAAAUGCGAAGUCUGGCGCCACUGCCGCCAGCAAAGCCCACAGGCAUAAUGUGUUGCAAGAGCUACGAGAACAGUUCAACCCAUUCGAAGCGCGAGCACCAGCGCGGCCUUCAAAGUUUGCUGUCACGACCAGCAGGGGAACGUCUGAGACGGUGCGGCACCGUCCAGGCGUUACAAGAGGCCUAGGAGAGCAGAGGAGAAAAGACACCCUUUUGAAAGAAAUCCACGGCCGUAAUAAGAUCGGGAUGCUCCUUGAUCGGCGCUUUGGUGAAAAUGACCCUACGAUGACACCGGAAGAACGAGCAGCGGAACGCUUUGCGAGAGAAAGCCAGAAGCGAUUGAAGAAGGACACCAUGUUCAACUUAGAAGAUGAUGAAGACGACGAAAUGUUACUCACCCAUGGAGGCCAGGCGCUAAGCUUUGACCAGGCCCCAGGCGAUGAUUUUAAAGAGGAUUUUCUAAGUGCCUCAGAUGAUGGAAGCGACGCCGGGCGACGAAGUAAGCGAAAACGUGUUUUCGAGGAAGAUGAUAUGGAGGGGCUGGCAGGAGCUUCGGACGACGAUGAACAGCCCGGACGAAAGAAAUCAAAGCAAGAGGUCAUGAAAGAGCUCAUAGCUAAAUCGAAAUUAUAUAAAUACGAAAGACAGAAAGCAAAAGAAGAUGAUGACGAUUUGAGAGAUGCUUUGGAUAAGGGCCUUCCGAGCAUUUUUGAGAUGAUGAGAAGUACCCGAGCCCCGGAACCGCCUCGCCAAGAACUACCACCAGAACCGGCGAUGAAUCCAGAUCGUGCCGCCUUGCUGGAUGGUAAAGAUAGAGAGGUUGCAGAUAAGGAAUACGACCAGAGGCUAAAGCAGAUGGCUUUUGACAAACGCUCUAAGCCCUCUGACCGGACGAAAACCGAGGAGGAGAUCGCAGAAGAAGAGGCUAACCGAUUACGCGAACUUGAAAAAGAGAGACUAAAGCGAAUGCAAGGUGAAGACGAUGAAGAAUCCGCAAAUGAAAAUGGCCUAGACUUGGAGGGAGAUGAUGACGCCGAAUUUGACGAUGCCAAACAGUUCGGUCUACAUCAGCUCACGACACGGCCAGACCUGGAUGUCGAAGAUGAGGAUGAGUUUAUUCUCGAGGACGACCUAAUUGAGACCGGAUCUGCUGUGGACCUGUCGUUCGAUGAGAGCGAUGGUCAUGAGAGUGCAGUAGAGGAUGAGGAUGAGGAUGAAGAGGAUGACGAUUUUAUCAACGGUCUGACGCUUCCCCUAGGCACUGCAGGCGCAAACUCUCAUACAGCCGUGUCAAACGUUGAUAACCCAUCCCUGGCGUACACCUAUCCAUGCCCUUCAACGCAUGAUGAAUUUCUCAAAAUACUAGAGUGCGUGAAGACGGAAGAUUUACCAACGGUAGUGCAAAGAAUCCGUGCUUUACAUAACCCUAAGCUUCACCACGACAAUAAAGCUAAACUCGGAAGGUUCGCCAGAAUAUUGGUUGAACACACUGCCUACCUUACAAACCAUCCAGAACAUCCUCCAUUUGCUGUUCUGGAAAACCUGCUCCGUCAUAUUCAUUCACUAUCAAAGUCACACCCUGAAGAUGUGGCGAUUUCGUUCAGAGCCCAUCUUCGUGAAAUAAGGGAAUCUCGUGCCUUAAAUUUCCUUCCGGGAGACCUUAUUCUAUUGACUGGUAUUUCGACUAUCUUCCCAACCUCGGAUCAUUUUCAUCCCGUUGUUACGCCCGCAAUGCUUUCGAUAGCCCGAUACCUUGGUCAGGGUAAUAUUGAGUCGUUAGGAGAUAUUGCCACUGGAACAUACGUGGCAAGUUUGUGCCUGCAAUAUCAAGCACUCUCAAAACGAUACAUUCCAGAACUUAUCAAUUACGUAUCUAACGCUUUGUGCCUCCUGACACCAGCUCCAUCAAGAAAUGUACCCCUGAUGUUUCCCGUACGACAACCUUCAACAUCAAUGCUACUCGACAUUGCAAAUGGGGUCGGUGAAGUGAAAAAGCCUGGGUUUUGGGAUGUUCUUGCGGAUUCAUCUCUGGAAAAAGGAAAAGCGGAAGGCUUAAAAGUGUCACUUAUCCAGUCCCUGGCUACCAUUAUUGAUGUUGCCUCGGACUUGUGGGCUGAGAAAUCUGCGUUUUUCGAGGUCUUCACUCCUGUUCAAGCGUUGCUCAAGCACGUUCAACAAUAUAUUGCUGGGAAGGUGCCUGUAGGUUUAUCCGCGCAUAUCCAGCAGGUAUGCGAUAAUGUGGCACUUCGCCUCAAGAAGGCUCGACGCAGUCGUCGGCCUCUGCUUCUCCAUAACCACCGACCGCUAGCGAUCAAGACAGCGAUACCUAAGUUUGAAGAGUCAUUUAAUCCAGAUAAACAUUACGACCCUGACCGCGAGCGCGCCGAGCUCAGCAAAUUGAAGGCAGAGCAUAAACGCGAACGGAAAGGCGCCAUGCGUGAGCUACGCAAAGAUGCCAAUUUCAUUGCGCGUGAGAGUCUGCGGGAGAAACGCGCUCGCGAUGCAGAGUACGAGCAAAAAUACCGCCGUCUUGUGGCGGAAAUUCAGAGCGAGGAAGGGCGCGAGGCAAAGGCAUACGAACGAGAGAGAAGAAAGCGCAAGGGACGACAGUAG
Messenger RNA from Ophidiomyces ophidiicola, 2700 nucleotides. It is a transcript of the gene NOP14, whose product is annotated as nucleolar complex protein 14. The transcript has 2 exons. Gene Ontology annotation, biological process: maturation of SSU-rRNA. The record is from RefSeq and is a predicted model, not a curated record. Lineage: Eukaryota; Fungi; Ascomycota; Eurotiomycetes; Onygenales; Onygenaceae. The coding region runs from base 1 to 2700 and encodes 899 amino acids. Gene Ontology annotation, cellular component: small-subunit processome; nucleolus; Noc4p-Nop14p complex.